AUGACUGAAGCCAUUUUAGCUAGUCGCCUUCGUGAUAUGGAAGAAGAAAUGAAAUCUGAACGUGAUGUACGAUUUCGUCAAGAAAAAGAAUUAACAGUUUUACGUAUUGAUUUUGACGAACUUGAACAACAAUUCGAUGAAAUAACAACUGCUCGUGAUCGAGAAGUUGAUGCUAAUAAACGUUUAAAACAAGAAAUUCAUGAUUUACGACAAAAACUUGAACUUCAAUCAAGUGAAAGCGAUGAAAAUCAAAAUGGACUUCGUCGUCGUUUUCAAGAUACUCUUUCGGAUUUAACAAGUCAAGUGGAAGCUUUAUCUAAAGGAAAAACAAGACAUGAUAAGGAGAGUAAAACAUUUAUUCUUGAAAUUGAAGAAUUGAAAAUUGAAGUCGAAUCAUUAGCUAGAAGUAAAAGUCAAGUUGUAUCAGCAAAUAAAGAACUUGAAGGACGAUUAAUGGAAAUGAGUAGCAAAGUUGAUGAUGCUAUUCGUCAAUUAACUGAUGCUAAUACAGCUAAAUCACGUCUUGCAGAAGAAAAUUUAACAUUUAGUCGACGACUUGAAACACUUGAAUUUGAAUUAGGAACAUUACAAACAACACAUCGACGAGCACAAGGUGAUCUUGAAGAAGCACGUCUUCAUUUAGAAACUGAAAUGGCUACAAAUCGUACAUUACAAUCAACAGUUAAAAGUUUUCAAAUGGAUUUAGAAUCAACAAAAUUACAACUUGAAGAUGAACUUGAAGCGAAAGCUGAAUUACAAAAAGUAUUAAUUAAAAUUCAAGAAGAAACACGUCAUUUACGUGAUCGUUUAGAAAAAGAAAUCGAAGGCAAAAAUGAAGAAAUUGAAGAUCAACGACGUAAGUUUAAUGCACGUAUCAAUGAAGUUCAAGAACAACUUACUGAAGUCCUUGUUAAAACAAGUAAUCUUGAAAAAAUUAAACAACGACUUCAAACUGAAUUAGAUCAAAUUGGUGAUGAAAUUGAUAAACAACGUAGACGAGCAGAUGAAGCUGUUCGUCGUAAUAAACAAUUAGAAAACGAAACCCAAGAUGCUCGCCAACGUUUAAAUCAAAUAAGUGCUGAAUUCGAAUCAGCUUUACAAGCGAAUCGUAAUUAUCAAAGUGAAUUAGUUAAAUUGAAAAGUUUAAAUGAACAAUUCACUGAACAAAUUGAUAUUGUUACACGUGACAAACGUCGUCUACAAGACGAAAUGGAUGUUGCAUUAAAUCAAAUAUCUGAUUUAAAUACACGUCUUGUCGAAAUGGAUCGUAUUCGUAAACAACUUGACGCUGAAAAAUUAUCAUUAAAUUCAACAAUUGAAGAUUAUCGUGAACAAGUACAUAUUGAAAUAACAAAAUAUAAUUCAUUACAUGGUUCAGUUGAAAGACUUCGUACAGAUUUAGAAAAGAAAAUUCAAGAACGAGAAGAAGAACUUGAUACAAUUCGAUCUGGUCAUCGAAGACAAUUGGAACAAAUCCAAGCACAAAUGGAAGAAGGUGAAGCACGCUUUAAAGCAGAUAUGAAUCGUUUGAAAUCAAAAUCUCAAGCAGAAAUUGAUGAACUUCGUGUUCGUUGUGAAUCAUUUAAAAAAGCUAAAAUUGACAUGGAAAAUCAACUUAAAAAACUUCAAGCUAAUAUUAAAGAAAUACAUGAUCAAUUUAUUGAAGAACAAACAUUACAUGAAGCAUCACGAGAAUUACUUGCUGCAGCUGAUAAACGAAAUGGUCUUCUUCGUGGAGAAGUUGAAGAACUUCGUGUAUUACUUGAUCGCAGUGAUAAAGCUCGUAAAACAACAGAACUUGAAUUACAUGAUUCCGAACAACGAUUAACUGAAACUGUAUCAUUUGCUAAUCGUGCUAUUGCUGAACGAAAGAAAUUUGAAGCAGAUGCUAUACAAUAUCAAGGAGAAAUUGCUGAUAUUCGACAAGAACUUAAGAUUGUUGAAGAACGAGCACGUAAAUUCGGUGCUGAAUUAAUUCAUCGCGAUGAAGAUAUUCGUCAUGAACGUGAAAAAGCUGCUGAAGCUGAAGCUUCAAAACGUGCAUUAGAUCAACAAUUACGUGAUUGUAAUGCUAAGAUCGAUGAAGCUGAAGCGUAUGCUCGUGCUGAAGGAAAACGUCUUGCUGCUAAAUAUGAAGGAAGACUUGCCCAACUUGAAAGUGAACUUGAAUUGGAACGUGCUCGUUAUCAAGAACUUCUUAAAGAUUUACGUCGUAAUGAAAAACGUCUUAAAGAUGUAUUAACACAAUGUGAUGAAGAACAAUCGAAAGUUCUUUCACUUACUGAAUCAUUAAGUAAAGUUAAUGAUAAAAUGCGUGUUUAUAAAUCACAAAUUGAAAGUGCUGAAUCAUCAGCUGCACAAGUAUUAACACGCGCUCGUCGACUUGAACGAGAGCUUGAAGAUGCUGAAGAACGUGCUGAAAUGGUUACAACAACAUUAAUUCGUGCACGAUCUGUUCAUCGUACUGUCGAAUACGAAUAA
Adineta steineri is the source of this 2481-nucleotide messenger RNA. The record is from the annotation of a GenBank genome assembly. NCBI's taxonomy places the organism in Eukaryota, Metazoa, Rotifera, Eurotatoria, Adinetida, Adinetidae.